Messenger RNA from Zingiber officinale, 1102 nucleotides. RefSeq names its product auxin-responsive protein IAA25-like. The coding region runs from base 100 to 849 and encodes 249 amino acids. The record is from RefSeq and is a predicted model, not a curated record. Gene Ontology annotation, molecular function: protein binding. Gene Ontology annotation, cellular component: nucleus. Gene Ontology annotation, biological process: regulation of DNA-templated transcription. The transcript has 4 exons. Lineage: Eukaryota; Viridiplantae; Streptophyta; Magnoliopsida; Zingiberales; Zingiberaceae.
CUACCAUCAUUCCAUCACAUUUUUCUCACCUCCUAAUUAAAGGUCCAAUAUUUAUAAAGAACGAGUUCACCUCGCCUCAAGUGAGCCAGAGAGAGCAGCAUGAAGACCGCGACAAUUCAACCGCCUCACGAGGUCGGAAGUAGCCUAGAUACAGAGGUUAAAGAUGACAAAAAUGAGACUGAUGGCCGCGAAAACAACUUGGAGCUGAGGCUCGGUAUGUCUCCAGUGAAUGGUUGUAAAUCAGGAGCAAAGAGGUGUUUCGACGAGACGUCAGGGGUCUUUGUCCACCCUUGGAGCCUGGCAGCCCGGCAGCAGAACGCGGCUCUGGAGCAAGCACACCAGAAGCUGAAACCUUCUUUAACUACAGUCCCAAGAAAUGAGCAUCCUUCAGCUGUUGUGGGUUGGCCUCCAGUCCGGGCCUUUCGAAGGAACUUGGGGUUUCACAAUCAAACAGGGUCAGUGACCGCUCCAGAGGCAAAGGCAGAGGACAUCCAUGUCGAAAAUAAAGAGAGCAUGGCAAGUGAAAGCCAAGAAGGGCAGACAAAGUUUGUAAAGGUGAACAUGGAUGGUUGCACGGUGGGUAGGAAGAUUGACCUCAAACUCCAUGAUGGCUAUAAUUCACUGUCACAUGCCCUGCUGAAGAUGUUCCACAACUUUUUCUCUGUGAACUGCUUGAACAACCCAAAGCAGGAGGAUGAGCGGGAUGGGGCCAUUCCUACCAGCUACAUUCUUCUCUACGAAGACAACGAAGGCGACCGGAUGCUCGCCGGCGACGUGCCUUGGGAGUUGUUCAUCAGUUCAGUGAAACGGUUGUACAUCACACUGGAUCUUAGAGCACACAAACACUGAUCCUAGAGCAGACAAUCUUUUGGGUGCUGGUUUUGUAGGUUGACUAUGUCUGAGUCCUGUAAAGCAUGUAGAAGAUCAUGAAGAAGGGACAACUUGAUGGUUGAAGAGGCUAGUGAGACAGAUGAGAUGAUUUUGUUGAAAGGGACUAGAAGUUAGUUACUAGUUAAUGUGAGAAAGUUUGAGCUUAGUUUGUUCUACGUAGCAGUGUAAUUUUAUGGUUGACUGAAAAAUAAUUUUGACAGCACUGAUUAAA